CGCCGAUCACGGACUUCUUCUGGCAAUCCGCAACCUUUGGAUUUGACUGUCUUUGGGUACUUCGAAUUAUACUUUUGUGAUUUUCCUUCCAUCUUUAAGCUGAUCGUAAGUUGCCUUUACUGUUUCGGCUUUCUGAACAAUGGCGGCUGAAUUUGAUUGAUCGGCGAGAACUGGGAAUGGGGAUGGAGCAGGAAUUUGAGUGGGCUGAAGCCCAGAAGAUUGAGAUAAGCGUGGAUCUCUUCUCUGUAGCCAAACAGCAACUAAAAUUUCUUGCAGCUGUUGAUAGGAACCGUUGGCUUUAUGAAGGCCCCGCUCUUGAAAGAGCCAUUUUUAGGUAUAAUUCUUGUUGGCUACCUUUGCUUGCUAAAUAUUCUGAGGGCCACAUCAUCGAAGGGCCUUUGGUUGUUCCUCUUGAUUGUGAGUGGGUUUGGCACUGCCACAGACUAAAUCCAGUGAGAUACAAGUCUGACUGUGAGGAAUUUUAUGGAAGAAUUCUUGACAGCCAUAAUGUGGUUUCUUCUGUUCAAGGCACUUCAAAAGGGGAAACUGAACAGAUCUGGAACAAACUUUACCCAAGUGAGCCUUAUGAUUUUGACUUGACUAGAACUUCCAUCCAAAAGGUUUCUGGAGCAGGAAAGUGUACCCAAUAUGAUCUUCUUUCAGCUAUCAAAAGGCAGAUCCCAUUCUUUUACCAGGUUUCAAGGCCACAUAUGGACAAUGAUCUCUUCCUUGAAGUUGCUGUGGCCAGAUAUAAAGGAUUUCUGCAUCUAAUCAAGAGAAACAGGGAGAGAUGCUUGAAACGAUUUUGUGUUCCAACUUAUGAUAUUGACCUUAUCUGGCACUCUCAUCAGUUGCAACCUGCUUCCUAUUGCAAGGACCUGGUAAAAUUACUUGGCAAGGUUUUAGAGCAUGAUGAUACAGAUUCAGACAGAUCAAAAGGGCAGAAGCUGGAUGUUGGAUUUUCUGAAACCACCAAGCAAUGGGAGGAUACAUUUGGUUCAAGGUAUUGGAGGGCAGGGGCAAUGUACAGAGGAUCUGCUCCAUUGCCAGUCACUGCCACUCCUUGUCCGUCUACAAUUGUGGCCAAGCAAGUAGUUGUAUCAAACGAACAUCAGAGAACUAUCUGCCUUCCUGAUGUGAGGGUUGUUGAGGUCAUGUUGGAAUUUGUCGGUGUCAGAAACAUACAAGAGGGACACAAAGGAAGCCUCUCUGUUGUAUUCAGUAAAACACAGCCUGAUACAAUCUUCAAUGCCAAGAGAAGACUAAGUAUAUUGUCUGAGUCUGGGGAGAAACAAGUUGCUUCUUUCCAUUGUCAGCCUACUGGACAUUUGCUAUUUGAGCUCGUGUCCAACCCACAUUCCAACUUAAAAAUAUCAAGGCCAGCCAAGACUUUGGGUUCAGCUUCUGUCUCUCUGGAAGACAUUUUGGCCCCUGUUUCCAAUCUCUCAAUGGAGAAGUGGUUGGAUUUGGUGCCAAGUCCUGGCACAAGAAACUCCAAGCCAAUUGGUCUUCGUGUUGCCCUCUCAUUUACCAUUCCAACCCCAGCACCUCAUGUGCUUCAGAUGGUACACUCUCGGCUAUUCUCAAAGAGUUCCUGCUUUUUUCCACUUCCUGGAAGGGUUCAAUUGACCAAGAUUUGGACUCGUGUCAUUGAUGAAGCUGGCAAUGAGGCCAUCAGUCUCCAGAUGAGGGAUUUUAAAAGGCAAAAGGGGGUAAACAACUCUACACAGAGGAAAGAGGUGAUUGGCAUUACAAACUCCGGAGAGACACGUAUUCUUGCUGAAUUUGUAGGGACAGAGUGGUCUCUGAUAGAUGCUCAGUGGACCCUCCAGCUUCAGAAGAGAUCCAAUAAAGAUCACCUUUUUGAGUUCACUGGUAAUAGGAUGGUAAAACUAUUCCCAGGAAGAAAGCUGGAUUAUGAACCCAAGCAUUACGAGAUGCAUGGAAACGAACACAAUUUCAUGACAGUAGUUGAAUUCUCUGCAGAAGAGCCAUAUGGCAAAGCAGUCGCUUUGCUCAACUUAAAGUCUGGAUUGUUUAAGGUGAAAGAAGAAUGGCUAGUGUUGCCUGGGAUCAUUUUGACUUUCAUCCUUUCAGAUAUUUAUAGGAAGGAGGGAUUUAAAGGUUUGACCGACAAGGGAGAAAAUUUGAUGGAUAUGGAUCCUAAAGAAUUUGACAUGGAUGUGGUAACCAGCAACAGAAACACAUUGGCACCGGAAAAGGCCGCAGGUUGUGGUGGAGGGUGCAACGGCGAGUGUGGAAGUGCUGUAAAUGGCAGCGACCUUGGGGGUCGUCGUGGUCUCGAUUCCGGGUGUGGAAAUACACUAGACAGUGGUGGUUGUGGUGGCUGCGGUGGCGGUGGUUGUGGUGGCUGCGGUGGCGGAGGUUGUGGAGGUGAACGCAAAAAUAUAGUAAAGAGCGGUGGCUGUGGUGGCUGUGGAAGUGGGUGCGGGGAUAUGAUUAAGACUAAGAGUGGUGGAUGCGGUGGUUGUGGCAGCGAUUGUGCGGAUAAAGCGUAUGGAAACAUUGCCACCGCCACCAACGCCACCGCCACUGCUGAAAUUGCAGGGUAAGCAAGCACUCCACAUGGCUUGUUCCUGCUUCGUAUCUCGAAUAAAACUCAAAACGUAUGCCAAACCAUUACUUUGGUUUCGCCGAACUGCCUUUCCUUGUUCCUGCUUGGUGUAUGCCAAUGCGACCAUGUAUGUACUAGUGGUAUUGUUCGUCAAUAAAAGCCAUGUUACGGGUCAGUUCUCAUGUUGCCCUGCCCUUGUAAAGAAUGUACUCCAACAUUCUGUCUUCUUCUGAGUGAUAAAAAAAAAACCAUUUUAAGUUUGACAGGUCCCUAUAAAUUCGUGAAUACUACUGUAAAUUCGUGAUAGUGACUUAUUUUCAGAUCAUCUCCAUUAUGCUGGUUUGUUGUU
Diospyros lotus (date-plum) is the source of this 2924-nucleotide messenger RNA. Its product is annotated as glycine-rich domain-containing protein 1-like. The coding region runs from base 177 to 2573 and encodes 798 amino acids. The transcript has 9 exons. NCBI's taxonomy places the organism in Eukaryota, Viridiplantae, Streptophyta, Magnoliopsida, Ericales, Ebenaceae. The record is from RefSeq and is a predicted model, not a curated record.